GCCAGGAGUGGCUGACCGGGAGAAGGCAGCCGGGAGCUGAUUCGCCGCCGUGUGUCACGUGGUGCUGGAGGGGUUGUGACGCCCGCCGUGGCGGAGGGGCUCGGCUUGUCAGAGAACUGGAAAGUGAAAAUCAGAAGAAGUAGCAGCUGAUGCAAGGAGAAGUAUACUAAGGAUCAUUACUUGGGGAUAUUUUUUAAGAUGUGGUGAAGAGCCUAUAUUUUCACCAGUACACUUUAUCGUGCCUUAAAAAUGGGGUUUGGAAGUGACUUGAAGUAUUCUCAUGAUGCUUUAUUAAAACUGCAAGACUGGGAACUACGACUGCUUGAAACGGUCAAGAAAUUUAUGGUCAUGCGUGUAAAAAGUGAUAAAGAGUAUGCCUCCACUUUACAGAAUCUUUGUAAUCAGGUAGAUAAAGAAAGCACUUGUCAGUUGGAUUAUAUCAGCAAUGUAUCCAAGUCUUGGUUGCUUGUAGUACAACAAACAGAACAGCUGAGCAAAAUAAUGAAGACACAUGCAGAAGAUCUUAAUUCUGGGCCUUUACAUAGGCUUACAAUGAUGAUCAAGGAUAAGCAGCAAGUGAAGAAGAGUUACAUAGGUGUUCAUCAACAAAUUGAAGCGGAGAUGUACAAGGUCACAAAGACAGAACUUGAGAAACUAAAAUCUAGCUAUAGACAACUAAUAAAAGAAGUAAAUUCUGCCAAAGAGAAGUAUAAAGAAGCUGUGGCUAAAGGAAAGGAGACUGAGAAAGCCAAAGAUCGGUGUGAUAAAGCCACUAUGAAGCUUCAUAUGUUGCAUAAUCAGUAUGUAUUGGCACUGAAAGGAGCACAGUUGUAUCAGCACCAGUAUUAUGACACUACGCUUCCUCUGUUACUUGAUUCGCUACAGAAAAUGCAAGAGGAAAUGAUUAAAGCCCUAAAAGGAAUCUUGGAUGAGUAUAGCCAGAUCACUAGUCUUGUUACAGAAGAGAUUGUGAAUGUCCACAAAGAGAUCCAGACUUCGGUUGAACAGAUAGACCCUAAUUCUGAAUAUAAUGACUUCAUAGAUACUCACAGAUCUUCAGAAGUGACUGAACAAGAAAUAGAGUUUGAUACGUCUUUAUUAGAAGAAAAUGAAAACCUUCAAGCUAAUGAGAUCAUGUGGAAUAAUCUAACAGCAGAAAGUUUACAAGUCAUGUUAAAAACUGUAAUAGAAGAACUCAUUCAAACACAGCAAACGCUUUUGAGCAAAGAGGAACUUGUAUUGGAACUGGAGAAAAAAAUAGAAGACUCUUCUAAGACUUGUGAAAAGAAGUCAGAUAUUGUUCUCUUGCUGAGCCAAAAGCAAGCACUGGAAGAACUUAAACAAACCGUUCAGCAAUUAAGAUGCUCUGAGGCAAAAUUUGCAGCCCAGAAAGAACUACUGGAACAAAAGGUGCAAGAGAAUGAUGGGAAAGAACCACCACCUGUAGUGAAUUAUGAAGAAGAUGCCAGAUCAGUCACUUCUAUGGACAAGAAGGACAAAGUCUCCAGAUUUGACACUAUACGUCACUCCAUAGCUGGAAUUAUAAGGUCUCCAAAAUCCAUGUUGGGCUCAUCAUCGUUCUUUGAUGUAAUAUCAACCUCUGAGAAACCAUUGGCAGAACAAGACUGGUAUCAUGGUGCUAUUCCAAGAAUAGAAGCCCAGGAGCUGUUAAAACAGCAAGGAGACUUCUUGGUGCGAGAGAGCCACGGGAAACCUGGUGAAUAUGUCCUUUCUGUGUUUUCAGAUGGACAACGGAGACACUUUAUCAUACAAUAUGCUGAUAAUCAGUAUCGUUUUGAAGGAACUGGAUUUCCCACUAUUCCUCAGCUCAUAGAACAUCAUUAUACAACAAAGCAAGUUAUUACAAAGAAAUCAGGUGUUGUUCUGCUGAAUCCUGUUGUGAAGGAUAAGAAAUGGGUUCUCAAUCAUGAGGAUGUCACACUGGGAGAAUUACUGGGCAAAGGUAAUUUUGGUGAGGUGUAUAAGGGAACAUUAAAGGAUAAGACACCUGUUGCUGUAAAAACUUGUAAAGAAGACCUUCCUCAGGAACUGAAAAUUAAAUUUCUGUCAGAAGCCAGAAUACUCAAACAGUAUGAUCAUCCUAAUAUUGUAAAACUUAUAGGAGUUUGCACACAACGGCAACCUAUUUAUAUUGUUAUGGAACUUGUUCCAGGAGGCGAUUUCCUGUCCUUUUUAAGAAAAAAGAAGGAUGAGCUGAAAACCAAACAGUUAGUGAAAUUUUCAUUAGAUGCUGCUUCUGGUAUGGCAUACCUCGAGUCUAAAAAUUGUAUACAUAGGGACCUGGCUGCAAGGAACUGCUUGGUGGGUGAAAGCAACAUACUGAAAAUAAGCGAUUUUGGAAUGUCUCGUCAGGAGGAUGAUGGAGUGUAUUCAUCGUCAGGCUUAAAGCAGAUUCCUAUCAAGUGGACUGCCCCAGAAGCUCUCAACUAUGGGAGAUACACAUCAGAGAGUGAUGUAUGGAGCUUUGGAAUCCUUCUGUGGGAGACAUUCAGUUUAGGAGUAUGCCCAUAUCCUGGAAUGACCAACCAGCAAGCACGAGAACAAGUUGAGAAAGGUUACCGAAUGUCAGCACCGCAAAAAUGCCCAGAAGAAAUAUAUAAAAUAAUGCAGAGGUGCUGGGACUACCAUCCAGAGAACCGACCCAAAUUCAGUGAGAUUCAGAAAGAGCUAUCUUCAAUCAAAAAGAAAGUGACAUAGUGAUAUACUAGUGCCAAACUCAAUGUGUGGGACUUUAUUUUCCAUUGAAGUAUUUUUUUCUCUCAAACACUAUGCGUUUAUACAACAUUAUUUGCAAUAUUCAUUUAGGAUUACUUUGAAAUUAACUGGUUUUUAUAUACAUGUGUACCAUCUUGAAUUAUGUCUACACCCGCAUUAAAGACAUAUACUGCCAAAUGCUAUAUAUCCAGUCACAGUAAUAUUGUCAUUUAGGUUACAUGUAAAUAGGAAAGCACAUACUGUAGAUUUAAGGAACGGUGGCUUUUAUGUGUUUUACAGCAAGUAACUGCUAGUGACAUUUUUCAGACUUUUUCUACUUAACACAGUGUUCUCACUCUGCUGUCCCUGUCCCAGUUGUCAACACCAGCAGCUCUCUAACAUGGUGACUGUGUCAUGCAUGUUGGCCUUAAGACUGAAGAAAGUUUUGACUAGUAUUUCAACUAGAAACUUUUAUAUUUUUCAAAUUCUUUCUGCAACUUAUUUCUUUUAAUGAUAGCUUGCCUCAAGGGUAAAAGUCAGUUAGAUUCUGGAUGUAAGUCUGCUUACUGAACAACAAAAUACUGAAAUUUCUUUUGUGGAAAAUUGUGUUACAUGUCCAUUUCUUACCAUGCUAUAGUAAAUACUUCUGACUCUUGAUGUAAUUUACCUGUGCCCUUUACUCUACCCCUUUUUUUCCUGUGAAACCAUCAGAAUUCAGUAAUGUGUGUCCUUUACAAUUACCUGUGUUUAUUUAAGAAACAUACAAAAAUAAUCAGUUAUUGCAUACAUUUAUUGUUAAGAAAUACUGCAAAUCUUCUGUCUUCCAAAGAAUAUGUAAAAACAAUAGGCCAGCAGAAAGAGCCAACAGAUAGCAGCAUUGUAAUAGGUGACCAAUAGCAUUGAUCUUAGAGGAGUUAAAGAAUGUGAAUUGCUAGAUUUGCUUUUGAUCCUGAUUUUUUUCCCUUAAAUUGACAAUAAUGCUCAGUGUGCAGUUGGAGCUUUUAAAAGGUCAUACUAAGAAAAAGCACAUUCCAUUCAUGGUGUUGAAAGAAAAACACUGUGUCUAUGUGGCAUGAGGAAUUGUCCAAAAAACCCAAAUAAGAAAGUAUAUUUUAAGUCUCUGGCAGGUGGAACAAGCUCGAGUAGAAAUACUAACCUUCUAACUUUUUAAAAUCAUUACAAUCAGGUUUCAAAAGAGAGGGGAUAGGCAAAUUGUAAAUGUCACCAAAAAUAAAGGAAACUCAUUUGAAAAAAAGUAACAUUCCAUAGUGUAAUAUACAGUAGAUGGGGGAUAGAGAAAAGGUACAGUGUGUUGCUCUGAAUCUGUGUUCUUUUUAUAGUGGGGAUUAUUUUCUAUGGCGCUACAUAGAAACAAAAACAAUUUUCAGUGCCCUGGUCUGAGUUCCAGAGUUAAGGUGCUUAAAAUUUCGUUAUGAAUUAAAAAAAAAUUUUUCAGAUCAAGGAAUGUCUGUUGCUGUUAAUACAAGUAAACAGAGACUGAAAGUAACACAGCAUCUGGAAUGUUUAUUAGCCCUAUUUAGUGAAGUCUGUGGCUACGUUGCAUUUUUAUUUCCCUUAAGGUGACUUCUGUUAUCCACAGAAUUUAUGCUCUUUAAAGUAUAUUUGUGGUAGUGCAGGGUGAUAAUGAUUAAGGGCCAUGUGUGACAAAAAUAUAUGUAAUCUAAAAGGAUUUGUCUGUUAUGAGGGCUGCUCUGAAAGUAAUGCCUCCUGUUUUAUUAUGUUAGCCCACAACAUCAGAGGCAGUUGGUGGUGGUAUGGCAGCAGAGGGGCAGCCUGACAAAAUGGCAUCUGACUUGAAAGUACAUAUGAAGCAAAGCUGUGUCACUGAAUUCCUCCGUAUAGAAAAAAUGGCACCCACUGACAUUCAUCGGUGCUUGCUGAGCAUUUAUGGAGCCCAAACAGUGAGGUGGCGGGUGGUGCGUUUCAACAGUGGUGCCAGCAGUUCACUUCCACUGCUACAGGUUUUUACAAGUGCAGCAUGCAGGCUCUUGUUCUUUGCUUGUGAAGGCAUGGACUUCGUGGUGUUGCCUGUGUUCAGAAUUAAUGUUUUGUAGUUGAGAAUUUUCUCUAUCAAAUAGUGCUGUUAUGCUCUUUGUAUCUGUUGUACUUUCCAUAGAAGUCAGGAGGAGGCAUUACUUUCAGAGCAUCCUACGUGCAUAACCAUUAAGGUGUAGUACUUGGCAAACUUGAUGGCCUAAAUUGAAACUUCCUUAUCAGUAUACUGGACAUAUUUUCUUAGUACUGUAUUUGCAAGUAGCCCAAAGAUAUUUUUCAAGAGCAGUGGGAAGCAUUCUUGUUCAUUUUUGUGCUUUUAAGUAUUACAAACAGUUUGUGCCUUAAUUUGCUUAUAUGCUAAUGCAAAUACAAGUGCACUAAGAUUAAGAAAUGCACCACAACAAUAUGGAAAAAUCCCAGUCACAAACCCAUGUUUAAUUCAGCUGCUGGGCCUUAGGUAUGCACCACGAAAGUCUGCAAGUGAGGGUAAUGGUGUCUUCUCUAUCAGCAUUCAUUGCUUCUCUGGAGAGUUGAUAUUCUUCUUCUGUGAAAGAGAUGAAUUAUUUCUUUGCUAUAUGCCCUUGACAGCAAAAAAAAAAAGGUCUUUUUUUCUUUUUAACAAAAUACUGUUUUAUAUGUCCAUCUUGAUUCUCAUAUAUAGAUAAGAAAUACAUUCUUAUUUAUUCUGAAAUGGUUAACAUUUGUAAUUCAUAUCGCACUUCUGUUUAAAUGUAAUGUACUUCUUAAAACAUGGGGAUAAUUCAGCAGCAAGGAGAUAUAUUAUUGCUGCUGAAAUAAGCAUAAGUUCAGCUAAAAAAAUAAUCAUUCGUCGGGAGAAUACCAGUUUGAGUUUAAAAUAAAUUAUAACACGUAUAAAAGGUAUAAAAUAAAUGUAAACACAUAGUCUCUUCAAUUAUUUAAUGUUUUUCCUUUUUUUACAAUUAAUUUUUCAGUGUUUGUGGCAGAAUUUGUUCAUCUUUUCUCAUUUGUAGUUUAUGCCUUUAUACUUUAGGAAGUGCAAUCCGUACCUAUGAAUACUUAGUUUCUAAGUUUCUAUAAAUUUCUUGCUGGAGAGUUUACAUACAAAACUGCCCUCUGGUGAAAUGUAGAAGACAGACAUAGUAUACUGGAGCCAAAGUCGCCAUAUCUGCUUUUGUGAACUUUUGAUGGCUGAAGUCUUGCAUUACACAUAGGUUGUGCAGAUACUGGUCAUGCAGCUCGGAGACUUGGUUUGCUCUGGAGAGUUCACAGAAAAUGUCAGUCUCUCUUAGAUGUGCAGUGUUUCAAGUAAGUUCUUAUGCCUGCACUCAGUCUCAGCCAGGUGGAGUCCAAAGGAGUUCAGAACUGUGUGCACUGCUAUAUGGGAGGGACUCUGAAUACUCUUAAGGGCUGAUCCCAGGUGUUAGCUUCAGAAUUCGGUUGUCAGUGAAAUCAUGAGGAUUCCAAGCAUUUCAGUUUUAUCAGAAGCAAAGAAUUGAAAAGCAUCAUGUCUGUAAACAAACUCACUUCAGCAGAAGUGUGAUCUUUUAGAAUUAGCACUCCACAAAGACUUUAUCCUUGAAAUGUACAUUUUCAUCAGUUUCUAAUAAAACCAAUGAGGCAGUUUUUUAUGUAGUGACUAAAAGUUAUUUUGCAUUUCUUCUUCUUAACGGUAACAAAAACCUGUUAUUUUAUUGAGUUGCCUAAUAUUUUGAAGUUCUUAUUAGAAAGUAUAUCAACCAGAAGGCUUUUGGUAAGAAGUGCAGUUUGUAAAGUCUUAUCCUGUUUAUGUGAAACAGAAAACUAGUUAAGGAAAUAGUAGCUAAUUGUUUAAUGUGUGUCUUUAACCACCUGUUUUAAUUACCCACACCUGAAGCUUACUAUGAUGUUUUCUAUUCAUUAUCUAUUAUGACUAUUUUAACUGCUUUGUUAAGCCAUUUGCACCCAUUGUAAAGAUACUGUUGAUAAAGAAGCACAUGCAAUAAAUAAGUAAGUAAAUAAAUAAA
Messenger RNA from Numida meleagris (helmeted guineafowl), 6716 nucleotides. It is a transcript of the gene FER, whose product is annotated as FER tyrosine kinase. The record is from RefSeq and is a predicted model, not a curated record. Gene Ontology annotation, biological process: chemotaxis; regulation of mast cell degranulation; cell adhesion. NCBI's taxonomy places the organism in Eukaryota, Metazoa, Chordata, Aves, Galliformes, Numididae. The transcript has 20 exons. Bases 250 to 2718 code for a protein of 822 amino acids. Gene Ontology annotation, molecular function: ATP binding; non-membrane spanning protein tyrosine kinase activity.